GAAUAAAUACAACUUCGCCCGUUCACUGUUUCUUUCCUACUUCUCUUUCUCUCACACCCUGUAGCUUUUAAACUAUUCACUUACUCAUUUUUCUUCAUUCCUACCCUCACAAUCAUAUACACAUACAAUACUAAUAUAUCAUGGACACUCAACCCACAUCUGCUAUACGCCUCAUCCAACCUGCAAACGGCAAUCCUGGUCCUCUUGGACUCUUUGCCUUUGCUGUUACUACCAUUAUUUCAAAUCUUUAUAAUAUUGGUGCAGGUGUUCCUCCAGGCGGCGGUGGAGCUCUUCUAACUGGCUUUGCAUUAUGGUACGGUGGAAUUGUCCAAAUUUUGGCUGGAAUGUGGUCCAUGAAAGUCGGCAACACGUUUGAAGCAACUGCAUUCUCUUCCUUUGGCGCUUAUUGGGCUGCAUAUGGAUAUAUGUUCUUUCCUGGGACUGGCAUCAGAGAAAGCUAUGAAGGCUUUGAGCCUGAGGCUCUAAAGAACGCGACAGGCAUCUUCUUGGUGAUCUGGCUCUUAAUGGCAUUAAUCUUGACUGUGGGCACGACUAAAUCGACAAUUGCCACCAUCGCCAUGUUCGUCUUCUUGGACCUCCAUUUAUUGUUCUUGACUAUCAACGAGUUUGCUCAUCUUUCAGAAGGCGCGGCCCCAAAGCGCAUUGGUGCUGUAUUUGGUAUCCUAAGCGCUAUUAUGGCCUUCUGGAACGGUGCUGCAGCUUUGUGGUUACCUUCCAACAGCCAUAUAAUUCUCCCUGUCGGGCCUGUCAUGAGAAAGAAGCAGCAGUUUGUUGUUUAGGGAAAAAAAACGGUGUACUCCUUACUUUAUAACCCUCUGUUCUGUCAAAACACUAUUUGUUCCCAUUACGCCCUGUUAUACCAUCAUGAUUCUUUUACAUCACAGUUUUUUUUCCCCCCUCGUAAUUAGAAGCAAUGAUCUUUGUAUAACAUAUUCAUAUAUCCACAUUCAUGUUGAAACUCUUCCAUUAAUAAAUAAGCAUCACGUAGUGACUAAGCAAUUUUCAUGAUGACACUAAAUAAAGUCUUU
Lobosporangium transversale is the source of this 1049-nucleotide messenger RNA. Its product is annotated as GPR1/FUN34/yaaH family-domain-containing protein. NCBI's taxonomy places the organism in Eukaryota, Fungi, Mortierellomycota, Mortierellomycetes, Mortierellales, Mortierellaceae. The coding region runs from base 141 to 800 and encodes 219 amino acids. The record is from RefSeq and is a predicted model, not a curated record. Gene Ontology annotation, molecular function: acetate transmembrane transporter activity. Gene Ontology annotation, cellular component: plasma membrane. The transcript has 2 exons.